AUGUUGCCGUUUGUCUCCCCAGGUGCUGAUCCAAAGUCGGUGGUCUGUGCUUUUUACAAGCAGGGGCAGUGUGGGAAAGGAGACAAGUGCAAGUUCUCCCAUGAUCUCAGCAAGGAGAGGAAGGGAGAGAAGAGGAGCAUGUACGAUGGUCAGGAUGAAAAGGCUGACAUGGAAACUUGGGAUGAGGCAAAAUUAGAGGAAGUCAUUGAAAAGAAACAUGGAGAGAAAAACAAAGGCUUACCUCCAACAUCGAUUAUUUGCAAAUAUUUCCUUGAAGCUGUUGAGAACAGCAAGUAUGGCUGGUUUUGGGAGUGCCCAAAUGGAGUUACCUGUCACUACAAGCAUGCACUACCACCAGGUUUUGUAUUGAAGAAGGAUAGGAAGAAAGAAGAAAAGGAAGAUCAAAUCACAAUAGAGGAACUUGUAGAGAAGGAGAGAGCAGCCCUGGGGGAUAACGUCACAAAGGUCACAUUAGAGACAUUCUUAGCUUGGAAGGAAAGGAAGAAAAAGGAAAAAGUAGAAAAGUUUAUGUCUGCCAAAGAGAAGAGAAAGGCAGAGUUUAAGGCAGGCAAGGCAUUUGGGGUCAGUGGCAGGGAACUGUUUGAGUUCAACCCAGACAUGAUUGUGGAUGAUGAUGAAGCUACAGAUGAUGUGUAUGAGAGGAAUGAUGAAGAGGAGGGUGGAGAAGAGGAAGAGGCCUAUGAUGGUCCUGUGAAGGAGAUUGACAUGGAGGAGAUAUCUAGGGUGGGGUAUGACACCAGCAGUAAAGGAACGGAAGCUUCGUCCAGAGAUAGGACAGGGGCACCUGUCACAUCACAGGAUGAUGAGGCCACAAAAUUAGCUCAAGCUGCUGCUUUACCCGAAACUAAUAGUAUGGAAAAGACUGAUCAUGCAAUAGCUGCAGCACUAUCUGCAACAGUCAAUGGAGACGUUUUAGCAGGGGAUGUGCCAAUAGAUGAAAACUUAUUUGAAGAGGAAGAUUUGGAUCUACUAGAAGAAGAUUUAGAAACUUUGGAUCUGGAUCAGUGACAAAAGCAAGUCAGAAGACUUUUUUUUUUCAACAUAUACCAUGACGAGUGUAAUAUUGAUGUAGCACUUGACAGAUGAAGAGGAAUGGAAACCUUAAUUAUGAGGUUUCCCUUAACUUCCUUUAAGAUAAAUAAUGUUAAUAAAAAAAACUGUGGAAACAGAAAGCUUAUUUUGUUAGUACUUCCAUGCAAAAAAUGUUGACUUUUUUUCCUGGCAUCAAGAUACAUUUAUACAAGUGUGCUGGUCGGCAGCAGCCAAAUGCGAACAGAGUAAUGGCAAUUAGUUCAGCAUUUGGUGGAGUUGUGAAGACUGAAAUCCUAUCAUUGCUAUUGUUGAAAUAAACCUUGAUUGAAGAUCAAUUUACCAAUAAAGUUCCAACUGUUUUGGCA
Messenger RNA from Lingula anatina, 1418 nucleotides. Its product is annotated as zinc finger CCCH domain-containing protein 15. Gene Ontology annotation, biological process: cytoplasmic translation. Gene Ontology annotation, cellular component: cytosol. Gene Ontology annotation, molecular function: mRNA binding; metal ion binding. The record is from RefSeq and is a predicted model, not a curated record. NCBI's taxonomy places the organism in Eukaryota, Metazoa, Brachiopoda, Lingulata, Lingulida, Lingulidae.